CAAUACUGCUUGUUCGAUACAAAGCCUAUACUCUCAAAAAAAAAAAAAAAAAAAAACCUAAGCUCUUGAAGAUCGAUCAUUCAACAACAACACGAUGGUUAUGGUUAGAGUUAGAGAUCAUCGAUUCCUUAAUCUCAAGCUGUCUCCUAUACAAGCUCCUACUAUUAUCCCCCCUUACCGCCUCCCCAUCGUAGCCGCUACAAAAGCCUCUGCAACAGUUUCUUCCUGCGCAAGCAACACUUUUUCUAUAGCUAAUUUGGACAGAAUCAAUGUUCUAGGCAGUGGAAACGGAGGAACCGUAUUCAAAGUUAAAGACAAGACAACCUCAGAGAUCUAUGCGUUGAAGAAAGUCAAAGAAAACAUCGAUUCUACUUCCCCCGGCCGCGAGAUCGAAAUCCUUCGCAUGGUCAACUCUCCUUACGUCGUAAAAUGUCACGACAUCUUCCAGAAUCCUUCCGGAGAAGUAUCUAUUCUAAUGGAAUACAUGAAUCUUGGUACGCUCGAGUCUCUAAGCGGUGUUUCAGAGAACCAACUAGCUUUGAUGGCUCGUCAGGUUUUGGAAGGGUUAAACUACUUGCACGAGCACAAGAUCGUACAUAGAGAUAUUAAGCCAGCGAACCUGCUACGUAGCUCGAAAGAAGAAGUCAAAAUCGCUGACUUUGGAGUGAGCAAGAUCGUGGUCAAGUCUUUCAACAAGUGCAACUCGUUCGUCGGCACGUACGCCUACAUGAGUCCUGAGAGACUCGAUAGUGAAGCUGAUGGUGUUACAGAAGAAGACAAAUCAAACGUUUACGCCGGAGAUAUAUGGAGUUUUGGCCUUACGAUGCUCGAGAUCUUGGUGGGUUACUACCCUAUGCUUCCUCAAGGACAGAAACCAGACCAGGCCGCGAUAAUAUGCGCCGUGUGCUUUGGAGAACCACCGAAAGCCCCUGAAGAAUGCUCUACCGAGUUGAAGAGUUUCAUAGACUGCUGUUUACGGAAGAAAGCGAGGGAGAGAUGGACAGCUUCACAGCUUCUCAACCACCCUUUUCUUCUCCACCAAGAAUAGGGUUAGGGCGCUAUCUCCGAAGAUAUUGUAUUUGGAUAAUGAAAACAUUAGAAUCUG
Molecule: messenger RNA, 1105 nt
Organism: Arabidopsis arenosa
Lineage: Eukaryota; Viridiplantae; Streptophyta; Magnoliopsida; Brassicales; Brassicaceae
Source: the annotation of a GenBank genome assembly